This is a messenger RNA of Brassica napus (rape), 726 nucleotides long. RefSeq lists its product as uncharacterized. The transcript has a single exon. NCBI's taxonomy places the organism in Eukaryota, Viridiplantae, Streptophyta, Magnoliopsida, Brassicales, Brassicaceae. The record is from RefSeq and is a predicted model, not a curated record. The coding region runs from base 1 to 726 and encodes 241 amino acids.
AUGUUUCGUCGACGAUUUCGGAUGCGAAAAGAUGUUUUUCUCCGAAUCGUAGGGGACCUAUCAAGAAGUGACGAUUACUUCACUCAACGAUAUGACGCAGCUAAUAAAGAAGGUAUAUCUCCAUUAGCGAAAUGUACCACAGCCAUGCGAAUGUUAGCAUAUGGUAUGGCGGCCGACGCAGUUGAUGAAUACAUCAAAAUUGGAGGCACAACAGCUUUGGAGUGCUUGCGUAGGUUCUGCAAGGGAAUCAUACAAAUGUACGAGCAAGUGUAUCUCAGAGCCCCAACUGAAGAUGACCUGCAAAGAAUUUUGCAUGUUAGUGAAAUGCGAGGGUUCCCGGGGAUGAUUGGGAGUAUUGAUUGCAUGCACUGGGAAUGGAAAAAUUGUCCUAAAGCGUGGGAAGGACAAUAUACUCGGGGAGAUAAGGGAACUACCACUGUUAUUCUUGAAGCGGUUGCAACCCAUGAUCUAUGGAUCUGGCAUGCUUUUUUUGGAUGUCCAGGCACAUUGAACGAUAUAAACGUUCUAGAUCGUUCACCAGUGUUCGAUGCUGUUGAACAAGGAAAUACUCCAAAAGUUAACUUCUUCGUGAACCAACGACCUUACAAUAUGGCGUACUAUCUAGCUGACGGUAUUUAUCCUUCUUAUCCUACUUUUGUCAAAUCGAUUAGGCUUCCUCAAAGUGAACCGGACAAGUUAUUUGCACAAGUUCAAGAGGGAUGUUGA